GUUGCGCGGGCGUGUGUUACCGUGCGCCAAACGCGGCGAUCGGGGUGCCCUCCGCGCGUGUUGGUGCUGCGCCCCUUCGAUCCGCGCCGCGCUGAUGCAGGGCCCCGAUCCUAGUUGACAUGCACCUGCCGCCGUUGCUGCUCCCCAGCUACCGCUAUCGCCGAAGGAUAUGGAGGCCACCAGCUCCGAGGAGGAUAGCGCCACCUCGGCACCCAGCGUAAAGCAAGAAUCCAAUUCCAACCCGGCAAGUCCUCUAGAAGCAUCAAGUCCAGGAUCUCUGAAUGGGAGAGUACUGUUGGCGCCAUCUGUUGGGAGACUCUGAAACUUGCUAGAGCUUCAUGGUCGAUAUCUGUUUCUACGCGGAUCACCAC
Messenger RNA from Acanthoscelides obtectus, 371 nucleotides. NCBI's taxonomy places the organism in Eukaryota, Metazoa, Arthropoda, Insecta, Coleoptera, Chrysomelidae. The record is from the annotation of a GenBank genome assembly.